AGGAGAAGGCCAGAGAAGGAGAGGGGUGGGACAAGAGAGAGCAGAACACAGCGUCCGUGUGUGUACACAUGCACACAUAGCAGAUACUCCAGAAGGAUCUGAAAUUCGCCUGUGGCUUCUGGCAGCCUUCUUCGUCUGAGGGAGGAAACAUUUCGUUAUCCCUCCAUUGAGCCCUCCUGGCUCCCUGGAAUGCCAGGAUGGUAUUGGGCUGGCUGAGGCAGGAGGCAGCCCUCCCAUCUGGAUGAAACUUGGGAGAGGCACAGCAGUGAUGUGUUCAGAAGGUGCUGGCUGCUGCUCUGGGGAGUCCUCCAGGCUUACCCCACAGAGGGCUCUGUGCUGCUGGCCUGGCAGCUACCCCAACCGCUGACAUCUCCCGGGUACCCAGAGCCCUAUCCCAGAGGCCAGGAGAGCAGCACUGACAUCAUGGCUCCAAGGGGCUUGGCUGUGAGACUGGUCUUCCAGGACUUCGACCUGGAGCCAUCCCGGGACUGUGAAGGAGACUCUGUCACAAUCUCAGGCAGUGGGAUGCUUCCACACCAGCUCUGUGGUCAACAGGACUCCCCUUUCGACAGCCCUGCUGGUCAGAGAGAGUUCCUGUCCUCUGGGAGGAGUUUGCGGCUGACCUUCCGUGCACACAGUUCCUCCCAGGAGCAGCCCACCCACCUCCACAAAGGCUUCCUGGCUGUCUACCAAGCUGUGGCUCUGAGCUGCCAGCCCCUCAGCCAGGCCAGUGGGGGCUCUACAGGCCCCCUCACACCUGGAGCCACCCCCUCGGACAUCCACACCUACUGCCAGGAGCCCUAUUACCAAGCAGUACCUGCUGGGGUGCCCAGCUGCCCAGUCCUGGGGACCUGGAAGGACAGGCAGGACCAGCAGAAGUGUCCUCAGUGUGUGCCUGUGUGUGGACGGCCAGUCACACCCCUCGCCCAGGACCCCGGGAACCCCGGCCCUUCCAGAGCCCCCCUGGGCAGCUUCCCUUGGCAAGCCUUCACAGUCAUCCAUGGCCGUGGAGGCGGGGCCCUCCUGGGCGACAGGUGGAUCCUCACUGCUGCCCACACCAUCUACCCCAAGGACAGCGCCUCUCUCAGGAAGAACCAGAGCGUGGAUGUGUUCCUGGGCCACACGCACAUAGAUGAGAUGCUGCGACUGGGGAACUAUCCCGUCCGCAGGGUCACGGUGCACCCUGACUACCGCCAGCACGAGUCCCACAACUUCGAUGGGGACAUCGCCCUCCUGGAGCUGCAGCACAGUGUCCCCCUGGGCCCCCACCUCCUCCCGGUCUGCCUGCCGGACACUGAGACGCUGUACCGCAGCGGCCUGUGGGGCUAUGUCAGCGGCUUUGGCGUGCAGAUGGGCUGGCUCACUACCGAGCUGAAGUACUCCAGGCUGCCAGUGGCCCCCAGGGAGACCUGCGAGGCCUGGCUCCGGGAGAGACAGCGGAUGGAGGUGUUUACUGACAACAUGUUCUGUGUGGAGGACAAUACGCAGACGAGCAGUGUCUGCCAGGGGGACAGUGGUAGCGUCUAUGUGGUGUGGGAUGGUCAUGCCCAUCGCUGGGUGGCCACAGGCAUCGUGUCCUGGGGUGUCGGGUGCGGCAAGGGGUACGGCUUCUACACCAAAGUGCUCAACUACGUAGACUGGAUCAAGGGAGUGAUGGGUGGCAGGGACUGAGUGUGGGGCUCACGGGCAGGGACUGACCAGCACUGGAGAUGUCGAGAUCUGGGAGUGAAGGAUGAGCCCUUCAAGUCACUGCUGUGACGAGGCACUGUAGAGAAACCCUCCCUCCUCCUCUCAGCCUAGUAGGAAGCAGCACCCCAUGGCCCCACCCGCUCCAAGCUGCCUUCAGGUGUGUUUGCUAAAGGGAAGCCCUGCGCAGCUAAGCAGCUGUCACUUGGCAGUCUCGCAGCCACCCCUGCAUGCAACUUUUCUGUAUUUACCUGUGGAAGAGAGGCCUUCUCACCCCCUGUUGGAAGGCAUGCAGACAAACAGAUCCUCAUGGCAUUUUGUUUCUGAAAUAUUCCAAAGAGCCUUUAAUUGCCCUUCAGAUAUUCAAACUGUUGGCUCGUCACCUACCACAACUCCUACAGGCAACAGUAAUUUCUCCUGCUUUGUUUCACCCACUUGACAAGCAAGUUUUUUUCAUAUAAUUCUCCUCAUCCUCACAUAUGUUUGCAAAGGAUGUGUUUUUGUCCAUGGUUUCAGACAAGAAAGCUGCUAUUCAGGAAGAUAUGUUAACUUGUGACAGUGACCACAGAGGUGGUUUUCCCUGCCCCAGUGUCCGUGAUGCCUCUGCCGUUGUCUGCAGGCCCUACCUGCCCGGUGCUGAUCCCUGCGUCCUUACAGAUUCUCUCCCUGGAUGCCCUGCUUCUAUGAAGUGGACAUUGCCUGCCUUCCCACCCAUGCAGAUGUUUUGAGGGCCCUGGUACCUGCCUGGGACUUACCACAGACACACUGGCUGGUGUCAUUGACGAAUAUCACAAAUCAAAGAAGACAGUGAAUUUGUUAGCAUUGAGAGCCAACCUGCUGGAUAAUCAAAGAUUAAAUUUAUCAUUGGCCAAGUGUGAUGGUGCACCCUGUCCCAGAACUCCAGAGGCUGAGGCAGGAGGAUCACUGUGAGCUCAAGGACGUCUUGGGAUACAUAGUGAGCUCAAGCCCAGCCUAAACUGUAAAGGGAGACCCUGUCUCAAAAAAAAAAAAUGUGCAUAUAUGUGAUUACUGCUAUUUUUUAAAUUUAUGCACAGUUCAAAGAACUAUUAAAAAUAUUCUUAAAAUACUAA
Cavia porcellus (domestic guinea pig) is the source of this 2777-nucleotide messenger RNA. RefSeq names its product complement C1r subcomponent like (gene C1rl). The record is from RefSeq and is a predicted model, not a curated record. Lineage: Eukaryota; Metazoa; Chordata; Mammalia; Rodentia; Caviidae. Gene Ontology annotation, cellular component: blood microparticle. Gene Ontology annotation, molecular function: serine-type endopeptidase activity. Gene Ontology annotation, biological process: zymogen activation. The transcript has 6 exons. The coding region runs from base 424 to 1671 and encodes 415 amino acids.